Messenger RNA from Malaclemys terrapin pileata, 2085 nucleotides. It is a transcript of the gene MBTPS2, whose product is annotated as membrane bound transcription factor peptidase, site 2. The transcript has 11 exons. The record is from RefSeq and is a predicted model, not a curated record. Bases 157 to 1641 code for a protein of 494 amino acids. Gene Ontology annotation, biological process: regulation of response to endoplasmic reticulum stress; membrane protein intracellular domain proteolysis. Gene Ontology annotation, cellular component: cytoplasm; membrane. Lineage: Eukaryota; Metazoa; Chordata; Testudines; Emydidae. Gene Ontology annotation, molecular function: protein binding; metalloendopeptidase activity.
CCACCGGUUGUGCCGUCUCUCCCGUGUCCCUUUCCCGGAAGUGUCCGACCAGAAAAUGGGGCUGCCGCAGGAAGGUUCCGACACACGUUUAGUUCCGGGGGCAUCUCUGUAUGCGGGAACCAACGCUGCUGCUGCCGCCUCCUCCUCGGUGCCGCAAUGAUCCCGAUCCCGGUGGUGGUCUGCGUGCUGGGGGGCUGGUGCGUCAUUUACCUGGCGGACACGCUGCUGAGGUCAUCUAGCUCUCUGAAAGCAUCUUAUGAAGAUUGGCUGAUGUCAUAUGGACUGAGUAUCUCUCCUUUUCAUAUGCGAUGGCAAACUGCUCUCUUCAACCGUCUAUUCUACAGUUGGGGACGAUGGAAACCCAGAUUUCUUUAUCUAUGGUUCAGUAUAGGAAUGGUGUUUGGCAUAGUUGCCAUGUUUGGUUCUGUUGUUCUCCUUGGAAAGACACUGAUGCAGACACUGACACUGAUGAUAACUGAGGCCCCCGCAGUCCAGAAUGAUCGUAUGUUGCAAGUCGUGGUGCCUGGUGUAAAUCUGCCCAUCAGCCAACUGACGUAUUUCUUCACUGCAAUCCUCAUCAGUGGUGUUAUACAUGAAGUCGGCCAUGGGGUGGCAGCUAUUCGAGAACAAGUACGGUUUAAUGGAUUUGGGAUUUUUAUCUUUAUUGUAUAUCCUGGAGCAUUUGUCGAUCUUUUUACCACCCACUUGCAACUUAUAUCUCCAGUUCAGCAGUUGAGAAUAUUUUGUGCAGGUGUCUGGCAUAAUUUUGUUCUUGGUGUUGCGAGUCUCAUAGUUCUGUUCCUGCUGCCAGCAAUUCUUUUCCCAUUUUACUACACAGGUGUUGGGGCACUUGUCACUGAGGUCACAGAGGAUUCUCCGGCCAAUGGACCCAGAGGUCUUUUUGUAGGGGACCUUGUAACUAAUCUGCAAGACUGCUCAGUUCGUGGUGUGGAAGACUGGAAUUCCUGCCUAGGAGAGAUCUCGCGGAAGACACAAAUUGGGUACUGCAUAAAUGCAGCAACCCUACAGCAGUUAAGCUUCCCAGCCAGGGUCUACAGAAGACUUGAUGGCACUGUUGAAUGUUGUAGUAACAGCAGCCUCACCGAUGUUUGCUUUUCAUACAGCAAUAACUUGGACAGCCACCUGUAUGCCUGUCUGCCAGCACGAAAAGCUAUUGAGGCCAGCCAAGUCUGUCGAACCAACAUGGACUGCCAGAAGGAUUUUGUUCCAAGUUUGUGUGUGACACCUUCUUUAGAAAAUCAGACGAGACUAAUCCGAGUGAAACAUCCACCCAACGUUGACAUGUUGUUUGUAGGACACCCAAUGCAUCUUCAGUAUACAGUGAGCCUCAGCAGUUUUGUACCACGACAUAACUUUCUAAGCAUAGAUCUGCCUGUGGUGAUAGAGACAAUGUGCAAAUAUCUAAUUUCACUGUCAGGAGCCUUGGCAGUUAUCAAUGCAGUACCCUGCUUUGCACUGGAUGGUCAAUGGAUAUUAAACUCUUUCCUGGAAGCCACUCUUGCUUCACUGAUUGUAGAGAAACAAAACAGAGAGCUUGUUGGCUUUUUAAUCUUGCUUGCUGGCAGUGCACUUUUGGCUGCCAAUGUGGCACUGGGACUUUGGAUGGUGACAGCCCGAUAGUACAUUGGAUACAUUUCUGCAUCUGAUUACUUCCAUGAAUUCUCCAAGUACACACAAAGUAAUGAAAUCCAUUGCCUUGUAAAACUUGCUCUGUCUGAGAUAGAAAUAACUUCCUUAAAAUUCCAUUGGAAGAAAGAUUGGUGAUUGGAGUUGUAUGUUAAUUUAACUCUGCAAAAUCUUGUGCAGAUAAUUAAUGGAAAAGUUGAAAGAAUAAGAACUCUUCUCUUUUAAUAUUGUUUUCAAAGCACUGUGAUCAUUCUGGAGAAAUUACACUGAAACAAUUUUACAAGAAAAAGACUCAGGCUUGGUGAAUUUAGAUUCCAAAAUGAAGGAAUAUAUGUGACAUUGAAGUCUUGUAUACUGUGGGGGGAAAAUCCUACUUGAGCUCUGUUUUAUAAUUUGAAUAAAUAUGAGAUGCUCUGCAUUGGCUCUGCUUAAGCAGUG